Molecule: messenger RNA, 1502 nt
Organism: Lepus europaeus (European hare)
Lineage: Eukaryota; Metazoa; Chordata; Mammalia; Lagomorpha; Leporidae
Gene: RORB
Product: RAR related orphan receptor B
Exons: 10
Coding region: 51-1430 (459 amino acids)
Biological process (GO): regulation of transcription by RNA polymerase II
Cellular component (GO): nucleus
Molecular function (GO): RNA polymerase II cis-regulatory region sequence-specific DNA binding; zinc ion binding; nuclear receptor activity
Source: RefSeq, a predicted model, not a curated record
CGGGCUGGCGACAGCUUCAUGACUACGCGGAGCGGGACAGCGGCCACACCAUGCGAGCACAAAUUGAAGUGAUACCAUGCAAAAUUUGUGGCGAUAAGUCCUCCGGGAUCCACUACGGAGUCAUCACGUGUGAAGGCUGCAAGGGUUUCUUUAGGAGGAGCCAGCAGAACAAUGCCUCUUACUCCUGCCCAAGGCAGAGAAACUGUUUAAUUGACAGAACCAACAGAAACCGUUGCCAACACUGCCGACUACAGAAGUGUCUUGCCCUAGGAAUGUCGAGAGAUGCUGUGAAAUUUGGGAGGAUGUCUAAGAAGCAAAGGGACAGCCUGUAUGCUGAGGUGCAGAAGCACCAGCAGCGGCUGCAGGAGCAGCGGCAGCAGCAGAGUGGGGAGGCGGAGGCCCUGGCCAGGGUGUACAGCAGCAGCAUCAGCAACGGCCUGAGCAGCCUGAACAACGAAACCAGCGGCACUUAUGCCAAUGGGCACGUCAUUGACCUGCCCAAGUCCGAGGGGUAUUACAAUGUAGAUUCUGGCCAGCCAUCCCCUGAUCAGUCAGGACUUGACAUGACUGGAAUCAAACAAAUAAAGCAAGAACCCAUCUAUGACCUCACAUCUGUACCCAACUUGUUUACCUAUAGCUCCUUCAACAAUGGACAGUUAGCUCCAGGAAUAACCAUGACUGAAAUUGAUCGAAUUGCACAGAACAUCAUCAAGUCCCACUUGGAGACGUGUCAGUACACCAUGGAAGAGCUGCACCAGCUGGCGUGGCAGACUCAUACCUAUGAAGAAAUUAAAGCGUAUCAAAGCAAGUCCAGGGAAGCCCUGUGGCAGCAGUGUGCCAUCCAGAUCACGCACGCCAUCCAGUACGUGGUGGAGUUUGCAAAGCGGAUAACAGGCUUCAUGGAGCUCUGUCAAAAUGAUCAAAUUCUACUUCUGAAAUCAGGUUGCUUGGAAGUAGUUUUGGUGAGAAUGUGCCGUGCCUUCAAUCCAUUAAACAACACUGUUCUGUUUGAAGGAAAAUAUGGAGGAAUGCAGAUGUUCAAAGCCUUAGGUUCUGAUGACCUAGUGAAUGAAGCAUUUGACUUUGCAAAGAAUUUGUGUUCCUUGCAGCUGACUGAGGAGGAAAUUGCUUUGUUCUCAUCUGCUGUUCUGAUAUCUCCAGACCGAGCUUGGCUGAUAGAACCACGGAAGGUCCAGAAGCUUCAGGAAAAAAUUUAUUUUGCACUUCAACAUGUGAUUCAGAAGAAUCACCUGGAUGAUGAGAUCUUGGCAAAGUUAAUAGCCAAGAUACCAACCAUCACUGCAGUCUGCAACUUGCACGGGGAGAAGCUUCAGGUAUUUAAGCAAUCUCAUCCAGACAUAGUGAAUACACUGUUUCCUCCGUUAUACAAGGAGCUCUUUAACCCUGACUGUGCCACCGUCUGCAAAUGAAGGAGACCAGAGAACUGUCUCAUAGUCAAGGAAUGCAUCACCAUUAAGACAAAAGCAAUGUGUUCAUGGAGA